Messenger RNA from Tilletiaria anomala UBC 951, 1077 nucleotides. RefSeq lists its product as uncharacterized. The record is from RefSeq and is a predicted model, not a curated record. NCBI's taxonomy places the organism in Eukaryota, Fungi, Basidiomycota, Exobasidiomycetes, Georgefischeriales, Tilletiariaceae. The transcript has a single exon. Bases 103 to 714 code for a protein of 203 amino acids.
CUGAGAUGACAGGUCCUGCUUGCUCACUCUGCCCUGGUGCUGUGCGCGCGUGUGGGUGCGUGCGCGCGGCAGCGGCCAGCGGCGUGGGUUGUCUGCCUUCCAAUGGUUUGUUCUCUGCCACUACCUCCACACGCGGAGAGGCUCUCCUCUGCCAGACUGCCCACUCAUGCUAGUCAUCCCCUCAGAUGGAUGCAUGACGUAUGUCGUCCAGUUGAGAGUCAGCAUGUGUGGGCGUGCCAUCAGUCUCAACGGGACAUGGGCCUGUCCUUCGUUCAUCGCCCCAUAGGCAGCCGCCCGCCACUACAGUUCAAACUCCACACUCCACACUCCAUGUGCCCGUCCUGCCAGGCCACAGGAGGCAGAGCGUCGUGGUUAUUCGGCUUUCAGGUAUCUUUCUGGACAGGGUUUUGUGUAAAUCCGGCCUCCUCCUGCCAGUUAUUCCUCGCUCACGUGCUUGCGCUUCGGACAUCUAUAAACCACAUUUCGCUGCCUUUUCCGAUCGCAUGUGGCCGUGAUCGAGCGUCCAGAUCGCAUGACAUUUGGAGUCCAUCAGCACGGUCUUCAUCGCUUGCUCACACAUUCAAUGCGUCCGAUGGGGAAAAUAUGGUAUUUGUAGAGCGGCUCAGAUCGUGCGAAUGCCUUCAGAAGAAAUGGAACGGAAAGCCGCCUCUUUGCAUUUGCAGUCGCUCGCAGGCUGUACUACGAAGAUCAUGAUACCCUCGAGGGAAGGCAUGCAUCCGCACAAUUCCUAGCUCUCAGCGCUGAGCCACGACCGCAGUAACCUCGAAAACUCCGCCCACUCUGUUCCAUUGGUUGGCCACGCUUUGCGGUUUGUGCACAUGUCCUGCGUCUCCUUCGACGCGCGACGGCGCUAGAGGAUUCUUCCAGGCGAAAGACCGCAGGCAAUGAUUGACGAGGAUAACUCAAUCUUGUUCGUUGUUCACUGUUCGCUGUCGCCUGCAGGUUAGUAGACAAGAGAAGAGGCAGGCAGAGUCGCACUGCCAUGGCUCGAUUGUUUACUCAUCAGCUGCUUUGAACCCACAAGUCAAUGGCAGCCAGCUAGGGUGAACCGUACAG